Messenger RNA from Lontra canadensis (Northern American river otter), 2827 nucleotides. It is a transcript of the gene RPS6KA2, whose product is annotated as ribosomal protein S6 kinase A2. Lineage: Eukaryota; Metazoa; Chordata; Mammalia; Carnivora; Mustelidae. Gene Ontology annotation, molecular function: ATP binding; magnesium ion binding; ribosomal protein S6 kinase activity. Gene Ontology annotation, biological process: protein phosphorylation; intracellular signal transduction. The coding region runs from base 209 to 2410 and encodes 733 amino acids. The transcript is spliced from 21 exons. The record is from RefSeq and is a predicted model, not a curated record.
GCGCGGGAGGAGGGAGCGCAGGAGUCCGGGCCGCGGUGGCCGGCUCGGCCUGCCCUUUGUGCCCGCAGCCCGCGCCCCGCGCCGAUGGCCGCCGCACCGGGCUCCCCCGCGGCGCGCACCCGCCCGCGGACCUGACCCUGCGCGCCUGGGAUGCGCCGGGAAUGCGCGUCCUCCGGGCCUGCGGCUGCUGCGGGCUGGGCGCGGGGCGAUGGACCUGAGCAUGAAGAAGUUCACCGUGCGCCGCUUCUUCUCCGUGUACCUGCGCAAGAAGUCGCGCUCCAAGAGCUCCAGUCUCAGCCGACUCGAGGAGGAAGGUACCGUCAAGGAGAUCGACAUCAGCCACCAUGUGAAGGAAGGCUUCGAGAAGGCCGACCCUUCCCAGUUUGAACUGCUCAAAGUUUUAGGACAAGGAUCCUACGGAAAGGUGUUCCUGGUGCGGAAGACCAAGGGCUCGGACGCUGGCCAGCUGUACGCAAUGAAGGUCCUCAAGAAAGCUACCCUGAAAGUUCGGGACCGAGUGAGAUCAAAGAUGGAGAGAGACAUUUUGGCAGAAGUGAAUCACCCUUUCAUUGUGAAGCUUCAUUAUGCCUUUCAGACGGAAGGAAAGCUCUACCUGAUCCUGGACUUCCUACGGGGAGGGGACCUCUUCAGCCGGCUCUCCAAAGAGGUGAUGUUCACCGAGGAGGAUGUCAAGUUCUACCUGGCUGAGCUGGCCUUGGCUUUGGACCACCUCCAUGGCCUGGGGAUCAUCUACAGAGACCUGAAGCCUGAGAACAUCCUGCUGGAUGAAGAAGGACACGUUAAGAUCACAGACUUCGGGCUGAGUAAGGAGGCCAUCGACCACGACAAGAGAGCCUACUCAUUCUGUGGGACGAUAGAGUACAUGGCGCCCGAGGUGGUGAACCGGCGGGGACACACGCAGAGCGCCGACUGGUGGUCCUUCGGCGUGCUCAUGUUCGAGAUGCUCACGGGAUCGCUGCCGUUCCAGGGCAAGGACAGGAAGGAGACCAUGGCCCUCAUCCUCAAAGCCAAGCUGGGCAUGCCGCAGUUCCUCAGCAUGGAGGCCCAGAGUCUGCUGAGAGCCCUAUUCAAGCGGAACCCAUGCAACCGACUGGGCGCUGGCGUCGACGGAGUGGAGGAGAUCAAGCGGCACCCUUUCUUUGUGACCAUAGACUGGAACAAGCUGUACAGGAAGGAGAUCAAGCCGCCCUUCAAACCAGCGGUGGGCAGGCCCGAGGACACCUUCCACUUUGACCCCGAGUUCACAGCACGGACGCCCACAGACUCCCCCGGCGUGCCCCCCAGCGCCAACGCACACCACCUCUUCAGAGGAUUCAGUUUUGUGGCCUCAAGCCUGGUCCAGGAGCCCUCACAGCAGGAUCUGCACAAGGCCGCGCUUCACCCCAUCGUGCAGCAGUUACACGGGAACAACAUCCACUUCACCGACGGCUAUGAGAUCAAGGAGGACAUCGGGGUGGGCUCCUACUCCGUGUGCAAGCGAUGUGUGCAUAAAGCUACGGAGGCAGAGUACGCCGUGAAGAUCAUCGAUAAGAGCAAGAGAGACCCCUCGGAGGAGAUCGAGAUCCUCCUGAGGUACGGGCAGCACCCGAACAUCAUCACCCUCAAAGACGUCUACGACGACGGGAAGCUGGUGUACCUGGUGAUGGAGCUGAUGCGGGGGGGAGAGCUCCUGGACCGCAUCCUGCGGCAGCGCUACUUCUCCGAGCGCGAGGCCAGCGACGUGCUGUGCACCAUCACCAAGACCUUGGACUACCUCCACUCCCAGGGGGUAGUUCAUCGAGACCUGAAGCCGAGUAACAUACUGUACAUGGACGAGUCUGGGGACCCCGAGUCCAUCCGAAUCUGCGACUUCGGGUUUGCCAAGCAGCUCCGGGCCGAGAACGGGCUGUUGAUGACACCCUGCUACACGGCCAACUUCGUUGCCCCCGAGGUCCUGAAGCGGCAAGGCUAUGACGCAGCCUGUGACAUCUGGAGUUUGGGGACCCUGUUGUACACCAUGCUGGCGGGAUUUACCCCAUUUGCAAACGGACCGGAUGACACUCCUGAGGAGAUCCUGGCACGGAUUGGCAGCGGGAAGUACGCCCUUUCCGGGGGGAACUGGGACUCAAUCUCCGAUGCGGCGAAGGAUGUCGUGUCCAAGAUGCUCCACGUAGACCCUCAUCAGCGCCUGACAGCGGUUCAAGUCCUGAAACACCCGUGGAUCGUGAACAGAGAGUACCUGUCCCAGAGCCAGCUCAGCAGACAGGACGUCCACCUGGUGAAGGGUGCCAUGGCUGCCACCUACUUCGCUCUGAACAGAACUCCCCAGGCCCCGCGGCUGGAGCCGGUGCUGUCGUCUGGCCUGGCCCAGCGCAGGGGCAUGAAGAGACUCACGUCCACGAGGCUAUAGUGCGAGCACGCCCUGCAGAGCGUCCUGGGCUGGCGGGCGCUGGCCGGGGCUCCCGUCCCGGGCACUGCCAGGGUGACCGUGCCCGUCUCGAAGGCCCAGGAGCCUCCGCUCAUUCCACGUUCUCUUGUUCAGCCUGAAUGGAUCCAGACCGGCGACCUCCCAGCGCCUCGCUGUGCCAACCCUGCUGCCUCCCUGCCCCGAGCCAGCCAGACGGACUCACUUCACUGCACACCACCAUGAGCAGUGCCUGUAGGGUUCCUUCGGGCUCUGUAGGUCUUUUAUGAUCACGGCUUAUAUUUAUAUAGAGAGAUAUUUUUUCCAAUGAUAAAGCCAGUAAGGGGGUCAGGUUUCCGACACACACGUCCCCGCGAUUCGGGUGGGCGGAUGCGCUGACCGGCUCCCAGCACAGCCCCCUCC